Messenger RNA from Penicillium canescens, 1035 nucleotides. RefSeq lists its product as uncharacterized. NCBI's taxonomy places the organism in Eukaryota, Fungi, Ascomycota, Eurotiomycetes, Eurotiales, Aspergillaceae. The transcript has 3 exons. The coding region runs from base 1 to 1035 and encodes 344 amino acids. The record is from RefSeq and is a predicted model, not a curated record.
AUGCGAGGAUUUCUUAGAACACUGGUGGCCGGCUACUAUCUUCUAGGUCUACUAGUGCCUGCGCUCGCCAAAGAUGAUUCAAAUUACCACUUGACACAGAAUUUCCGCCCUCAAAAUAUCACAGGCCUAGGUGGAAUAUAUGACUGGGUUGGCUCAUACUAUAACGCAACGACACAGGUGGAUUUGAUUAUUGAAAGGGGGUUUAAUGGGACAACGGCCCCAUGUGCUCCACUGCGAAACCAAACAAUAACCAUGCAAUGGGACUCGAUCUUGGCCAUUUUAGACCGAGGGGCAUACAACAAGGGAUCGAACUCGGUCAACGUGAUGUUGACCUUGAUACCGCCGAAUUACAACAAGUCCAACUUGAACCUUCUAGCACUAGAUGUAUACCCCCGGCCACUGUGGUGGGCGUUGCAAUCCUCAGAUCCGACUGGGCAAUCCAACGAAAACACAACUGUGGAAGACCACUUCAAUAUCUCAACAACCAAAUCUUCGGAUUUCUUCUCGCUUGCAGGAACUUUACAUGAAAACAUUUCCCUUGGAUACGCUUCACAGAAUUUCGAACCUAUCUGGAUGCCUACAUGUAACUCCAGCUACUACUACGGAAAUUACACACUAGCCAUCUCACAACUACCAGGGGACUGGUGGAGCACGCAAGGCUGGACAGAUUUCAAACUACCAUUCAUGAACGCAAUGUUCAACGAGAGAACCGCCAAUCUCACUUUGGAAGGAAAAUUCGCAGCAUAUCCGUAUCUGAGAGCGAAUGACACGGGGUAUAUUGGCACUCCCGAUGGUGGUGAAACAAGUACUGGAGAUUCGGUCCAGGGUACUAUUCGGUUCACAUUUAAGGGCCACUUGGAUUCUUAUCAUUCCGACGUACUGAAUAUGGACACGACCGUGCCGACGUGGCUUCGGACAGUUGGAUUUGGGAACAACUCUAUGAAUGUUGGGUAUACAUCCAGAGGUCAGAGUCGGCCUGGAGUAGGAGCUGCUAUUAUCGUUAUCCCUUUUGCUAUCCUUGCGGCGUUCAUGUGA